This is a messenger RNA of Malus domestica (apple), 1411 nucleotides long. The record is from RefSeq and is a predicted model, not a curated record. Lineage: Eukaryota; Viridiplantae; Streptophyta; Magnoliopsida; Rosales; Rosaceae.
GUCUAAAACAAUAUUAGUAUAUAUCGAUCCGUCCAGAUUAUAGAUAUCCAUUCAUAUAAUCAUAUUAUCCGGAAUUGUUUAGGAUAAAACAUAGCAAUAAAGGCUCUAUCACCUGGAUUUCUAAGGCUUCUCCUCCUAACUAAUUUGGGCUAUCUCUAUCUAUGUUUGGGGUUAUGCAUGGACCCACUAUUCCAUAUUAAUUUCUUAAUCAACAUUUAGUUCUUUGGUUAGCCUAAAAAUUUCAACAAUACAUCAAUUUGGUUGAUGAGAACGCUUGGGCUCUCUCUCCGAACCAAAUGGAAUGUGCUGAGCAAAGGAGAUGCAGAGAGCUGGCCCAAGCAUCAACCUUUUACCGUGCAGUGUACUCAGUGAUAGAGGAGGUUGGAUGGGAGAACCUGGCGAGGUUCAGUGGAGAUCUAACAUCUCCCAGCUUUUGGAUAUUCAGAGAUGGCAAGGGCAGCAUGCAUGUUGUGGAAAUUUGUUUGGAUAAAACACAUCCCAAAAGUCCUCCUCCAAUUUCAGCAAAUGUACCAGAUUUGUUUAAUUUAAAAUGGUCAUCAAACUCCAGAUUGAAAGACGUGGUGCAGCAGUUUAAAAAGCAUCUGGAGACGCUUCAGGCAUUUUGGUCUACUUUGGAUGAUAUCGACAGGUCCCUUUGGGUUGUUGAUCCUAAACAAGCAUCCCCUGAUGUAUCCUAUUGCCAAAUCAUUAUAGAAAAUGAUUGCUGCAUUGUGUUGUCCAUUAAUUCCGUUGAUCCUAGAACUUUACCAGAUUAUCUAUCAAUUAUGAAUUAUCUACUUGAAUGUCUUCUGGAGACUCAACUGCCAACGCCCCCUGAUGUCGAGAAGAAUGACCAGAUGGUUGAAUGUGGAAUUUGUUAUGCUCAGAGUCUUCCCAUCGGUAAUUCUAAUGUUGAUGAUGAGCUUAGAGAUAAGAGUGGAACUGGAACUGACUAUGCAUUCGAUAAUACCCGCUGCAACAAGGCUUUCCACAGCAUAUGUCUUGUGGACUGGUUGCGCUCUAUCACCACACGAAGGCAGUCAUUUGAUGUCUUAUUUGGAAGCUGUCCAUACUGUUCAGAACCAGUUGCGGUGAAAAUCAACAGCGUUAAGAAGUAAUCUUCGUCUUCUAGUCCUCCUAAUCAAAGAUCUGUUGAUGCUCUCAGUUUCCCGGAGUGUUCUUCAAAUGCGAUGAAGUUCUCACCGGAAGAGCACAAAUUUUGGAUUAAUGUUCAUAGUAAAUUUUGUAGCAGUGUGGAAAUGUGAGUACUAACACACAGAAAGCUCUACUGUAAGCAACAUCCGAAUACGUUUGAGUCAUAUCACUUCUAGUACCAUCCUUAUCCCAUCAGAGCUCAACACUCAAUCAUUUGUACUACCCAUCAAUUGUUGGAAAGUAGCUUCUUAUCCAU